AUACAAUCAUCCCUCAACCACACCUAAUAUCAACAAUACACAUACUCAUCCAUGGCCACUCCCUACUCAAAUGCUUCCACUCAAAAUUUUCUUUUAGCAUGUUUAUUUUUCUUGCUAGCCAUCAAUGUGAACUUAGCAGCAGCAAUUUCCUUCAACUUCACCGAGUUCACUGAUGAUGGGAGUCUAAUUAUUCAAGGUGAUGCCAAGAUUUGGGCAGAUGGGAGCUUGGCUCUACCCACCGACCCAUCAGUUGGUUUCACUACAAGUCGUGCUUUGUACGCAACACCAGUGCCCAUUUGGGAUUCUACCACUGGCAAUGUUGCAAGCUUUGUCACUUCUUUCUCGUUUAUUAUAAAAGACUUUGAAGAUUAUAAUCCAGCUGAUGGCCUUGUCUUCUUUCUUGCGCCGUUUGGGACUGAGAUUCCAAAGGAGUCAACUGGUGGGAGAUUUGGGAUAAUCAACGGCAAAGAUGCCUUCAAUCAAAUUGUUGCUGUAGAGUUCGAUACUUUCAUCAAUCCGUGGGACUCAAGCCCUAGACAUAUUGGAAUUGAUGUCAACUCUCUAAUUUCAUUGAAGACUGUGCCAUGGAACAAAGUGGCCGGUUCAUUGGAAAAAGUAACAAUAAUUUAUGACUCUCAAACUAAGACAUUGAGUGUUCUUGUGAUUCACGAGAAUGGACAAAUUUCCACCAUUUCUCAAGAAAUUGAUUUGAAAGUUGUGCUUCCAGAGGAGGUCAGUGUUGGCUUUAGUGCAACCACGACAUCUGGCGGCCGGGAGAGACAUGAUAUUUAUUCAUGGUCUUUCACUUCAACCUUAAACACCAACGGUGCCACGGAGAACAUAAAAAUUGCAAGCUAUGCAUGAUUUGAUCGACUUAUGGUUUGGUGAUCAGGUGUUCUGAACUUCAGUUUUUCUAUCCAGAAUAAGGAACCAUGCAUGAGCAUGGAAACAUUUAUUUAUGUUUGUGUUUGAUGUUAUCGUAUCUUCCUUUGAAUCGAGUGUACUGAUCCAGUUAGCUACUUGAAUGACUUGAAAUUUAAAUAAAAUGUUCAAUUUGGAAUGUGCCUUUAA
Lotus japonicus is the source of this 1071-nucleotide messenger RNA. RefSeq names its product anti-H(O) lectin-like. The coding region runs from base 52 to 864 and encodes 270 amino acids. The record is from RefSeq and is a predicted model, not a curated record. The transcript has a single exon. Gene Ontology annotation, molecular function: carbohydrate binding. NCBI's taxonomy places the organism in Eukaryota, Viridiplantae, Streptophyta, Magnoliopsida, Fabales, Fabaceae.